Messenger RNA from Stylonychia lemnae, 2334 nucleotides. NCBI's taxonomy places the organism in Eukaryota, Ciliophora, Spirotrichea, Sporadotrichida, Oxytrichidae. The record is from the annotation of a GenBank genome assembly.
AUGCAGAGUCAAAACACUCAUCAAGGUAUAAUUUUGCUAUUAAACCUAACUAAUUACUCUUCAGGCGAUGAAUAACAGUAGUAAUAAGAUGGUUUAAACAAUAGCUAAAACCAGCAAUAAUAAUUUCUAGAAUAAUAUGGCUCAGGUGCUGCUUCCUUGAACUAAUCGGGCAUAUACGCACAGAAUGACAACUCAUCACAAUUGAUUCCUCAUAUUAACAAUUCUAUUGAUAUAUAAGUUGAAAAUGAGAGCGAGUCAAUGACAACGAAUACUUAAGAUCAGAAGUAAUAUAACAUGAGUGUAUCAAAUAAGCAGAAUGAAUCAAUAAAAAUUGAAUAGGACUAGCUUAAUCAUUAGCAAUAGCAUCAAAAUGAUCAUGCUGCGGCCUCUCCAAAUAAUAAUUAAAGAGAUGAUAAUAACAAUAAUAAUUAGGAAGCACUGUACCGAUUGAGUGAGAGAACAAAUAGAGUUAGUAGUAGCAAAAAAACUAACAAUACAAAUGCCACUAACAAUAUGUCCAACAUUUAGCCUGGUACAGUCUUAGAGAACAAACCAUUAUGGGAUUAAAUCUUUAAAAUGAUUCACUACAACGAUAUUCAAGGAUUAAAGAAUCUCCUGAAAUUAGAAGCAUAGCUUAAUAUAGUUGAGAUUAGAGAUGCUAGGAGAUUCACAGCUUUAUCUUUUUGUUGCUAUAAGAAUUCUGAAGAGGCGUUUAUGAUUCUCUAUAAUCAUGCUUUGGAUUUCAAUGUAAGUGAUCGAAGAUUCGACCAGAAAAAGUAAAUUUUGAGUGAGUGGGCCAAUUCACCUACAGACGAAGAUUUUACAGCUUUGCAUUUUGCUACUUAUCAUGGAAAUUACAAUUUGAUAAAGUUUCUAAUGGAUAAUACUAAUUCUGACAUCUAUAAGAGGAAUAAGUUUGGGUCUACUGUGAUGCAUAUUGCUGCUCAAGGAGAUCAAGCUUUACCGAUUUUUUUCUUUAAAGAAAAGGGAAUGGAUAUUAACAUUAGAGACAAUAGAUUGAGUACUCCACUUCACUGGGCUUGCUAUUCAAGGUCAGAAGUAGCCUUAAAUUAUCUAUUAGCCAUGAACCCUAAUCUAGAAGCAUAGGACCAAAAAGGAUUUACUCCCUUGCACCUAGCUGUAAAAUCAGUUGAAAUGCUUAAAUCUACGAGGCCAGUUAGAGCUUUAUUACUAAAAGGAGCUAAUAGAUUAGCCAAAGAUUUGGAAGGUAGAACUGCAGCAGACCACAUACCCCAAAAUUUGCCUGAGACAGUCAGAAACGAUCUGGUAGUUAUGCUUAGAAAACCAAGUUAUUGGGAAUGCCUAAUGAUUAAAACUCCAUUAGUACCACUAAAGCCCAAUCAUAAAACUUAGUUUACUUUUGCUGGGUUAUUCAUUCUUGCUCAUUUUGCUUUGUUCUUCAUUCAAUAUCCUAAUUAUGAGGAAUGGUUUUAUGCUGUGAUUAGUGUGGUUCUUGCAUUGAUAACUGUGACAGCUUUCUUAACUGCAUCUUUGAAAAACCCUGGAUAUGUUAGAUAAGAUAACAGAAAGCCUCUAAAUUUCUUGGUACUAAUGCAGAAAUUUAAUCCGACUGAGCUUUGUCCAGAUUGUUAGGUUAUUAGAACCUAGAGAUCUAGACAUUGCGCCAUAUGCAAUCUAUGCGUUGAAAGAUUUGAUCAUCAUUGUCCAUGGAUUAAUAACUGUGUCGGCAUUCGUAACCAUGGUGCUUUCUUGAUUUUCCUAAUAUUUACUUGGAUCAUGUGCAGCUUUACCAUAUUUAUCAGCAUUAUGAGUAUAAUUGGAGGCACCGAUGAUAACUUAAAAGAUAACCCUCUAAGAUACAUCUGUUUUGUACAAAUCUGUAAUAAAUACUCUGCUCUAGUUGCCUUUGCAAUUCUUGACAUUAUUAUUAGUUUUCUAUUUGUAGUGCCAUUAACUCUCCUUUUGUUUGUUCAUGUAAAGAAUUUUGCUUCAGGAAAGACUACUAAUGAAAGAUUUUCAAAAAAAGCACUAAGUAGUUUUUCUGAGAUGGCAAGUUAAAUGGACAGUGAAUUCGCUAGUGAAACCGAAUCUUUAAUAGGAGAUACAUCAUCUAGGAACUCAAUCGUUGCUGAUGAAAACCAAAAGUCAAGCAAAAGAUAAAGAAGAGCCUCAAUCAAUUAGAAAAAGGGAUGUUUGAAGAAUUGGUACAACAUGAUGUUCAACCAAAAAAUCGUAUCUCAAUAAGAAUUAUACGAAAGAUAAGUGAGAUAAAUGACUAGAAAUUCUAUAUCGGUAAAGGAGGCUAUGUCAGUCUUAUCAGCAGAUAAUAAGAGUAACAAUAAUAUUUCAUGA